Messenger RNA from Microstroma glucosiphilum, 2233 nucleotides. Its product is annotated as arginyl-tRNA synthetase. Gene Ontology annotation, molecular function: arginine-tRNA ligase activity; ATP binding. NCBI's taxonomy places the organism in Eukaryota, Fungi, Basidiomycota, Exobasidiomycetes, Microstromatales, Microstromataceae. The coding region runs from base 226 to 2106 and encodes 626 amino acids. Gene Ontology annotation, biological process: mitochondrial translation; arginyl-tRNA aminoacylation. The record is from RefSeq and is a predicted model, not a curated record. The transcript is spliced from 2 exons. Gene Ontology annotation, cellular component: cytoplasm; mitochondrion.
AGCAGCCUCUCCUCGCAGCAUCACCAUCAUCAAGGCGGAUAGGAUACCAACACAAGCUACCGACAACCCAUCCCCCCGACCUCUUCCAAUACGGUGAUCAGCCUCCUUCCCGCUCUCCGGCCGAGUCGCCCAUCCCCCUUCUCCCUGCUCCGCCUCUCGGCGCAGCGACUCUGCCUACCUCGUUACCGCAUCUUCUCCUCCUCCCCCUUCCGCCCUGCCAUCACCAUGUCCGCCUACGCUCAGAAGGUCAUCGACGGCCUUGGCCCGCUACCCACUCACCCCAAUGCAGACCCGCUCCGCAACCCACUCGAUGCGUUCCGUCUGGCCAUUGCCUCGCAGCUGUCAAAGGGAUUGGAGCUGCCCCUAGAGACGGUGUACGAGGCAGUGCAGACCACCUCGAAGCUCGCAGACUUCUCCGUCGCCUUCCCCAGAUUCAAGCUCAAGGGCAAGCCGAAUGAGCAUGCUGAGAGACUCGCAAAGGAGUUCAAGCCCGACGGAUACAUUGCUGAAGCCAUUGUAGCCGGACCCUUUAUCCACUACAAGGUCGACUCUUCUGCACUCACCAAGCUCACUCUUUCCACCAUCACCGAUCUAUCUCGAGGCGAGUCAUCAAAGGAGCUCAGCGGCAACGCCGGCUCAAAGGGUUCCAUCAAGUCCGCCUACGGCCACAAUGCCUCUGGCUCUGGCAAGUCCAUGAUCAUCGAGUUCUCCUCGCCCAACAUCGCAAAGCCCUUCCAUGCUGGUCACCUUAGAUCUACCAUCAUUGGCGCCUUCCUAGCCAAUUUGUACGAGGCCAAUGGCUGGUAUGUUGAACGAUGGAACUACCUGGGUGAUUGGGGCAAGCAGUUUGGUCUCCUCGCCGUCGGUUGGGACACAAAUGGCGACGAAGCCAAGCUGCUAGAGGAUCCCGUCACUCACCUCUACGAAGUCUACGUCGCCGUGAACAAGGCUGCCGAGGAGGACAAGACCAUCCACGACAAGGCUCGAGACUACUUUAAGCGCAUGGAGGACGGCGAUCCUACUGCUCUUGCUCUGUGGCAGAAAUUCCGAGACUUGUCCAUUAAGAAGUACGAGGAGACGUAUGCUCGACUCAACAUUCGCUUCGACGUCUACUCUGGAGAGUCGCAGGUGAAAAAGGAGUACAUCCAGAAUGCCCUCAAUCAGAUCAAGGCGUCCGACUUUGUUGAGAAGGCCGAGAACGGGGCGGUGUUGAUCGAUCUCACAAAGUACAAGCUGGAGAAGACGGUCGUGGAAAGGCAAGACGGCACGCCCCUCUACAUCACUCGAGACAUCGGUGAGGCCAAGCAGAGGUGGGAUCGAUUCGUCGAGCAGAGGGGUCAAGGUUUCGACAAGAUGAUCUACGUCGUUGCUACUCAGCAAGACCUGCAUCUUGCCCAAUUCUUCAAGGUACUAGAGCUCAUGGGACAUCAGUGGGCACAGCCUUCCGAAGGACGUCUGCAACACAUCAACUUUGGAAUGGUCCUAGGCAUGUCCUCUCGCAAGGGUACUGCCGUCUUCCUCGAGCACAUCCUCGAUGAGACAAAGGAGAACAUGCACAACGUCAUGCGCCAAAACGAUGCAAAGUACGCGCAGGUAGAGGACCCAGAGAAGACGGCAGACGUAGUGGGUCAAUCUGCCGUGAAGAUCCAAGAUAUGGCAGGCAAGAGGAUCAACAACUACACCUUUGACUGGGCUCGUAUGCUCUCCUUUGAAGGAGACACUGGACCUUUCCUCCAGUACAAUCACGUACGCUUGUGUUCCGUGGAACGCAAAAAUGCUCUCGAGGGAUUGAAGCUCUCAGAGCAGGUCAACCCAGAGGAGAUGGCAACACACCUACUCAGCGAACCCAAGGCGCGCGAAUUGAUCAUGCACCUCGCUUCGUGGCCAGACGUGGUACGACAGGCUCUGCGUGACCAGCAACCUUCGACCAUUGUCAGCUUUGCCUUCAGAGUCACUAGGACCGUCAGUCAGGCUUGGGAAUUCUUGCUCGUAAAAGGACAGGAGAAGGAUUUGGCACUGGUUAGACUGUGGCUGUACAGGUGUGCUAGGGACGUUCUCGCUGCGGCUAUGGAGCUCCUGACAUUGGAGCCCCUGCAGAGGAUGUAGGAGGAGACGGAACAGACGGAGGUGUAGAGUGGGGAGAUUGCCAGCCCACUCUUGUCUUUCUUGGCUCCAUCGGACCACGGUCAAUUCACAGCUUCAUUACAUCGCGACUAGAAGAAAGGGUAAUGUG